Diachasmimorpha longicaudata is the source of this 4685-nucleotide messenger RNA. RefSeq names its product dipeptidase 1. Gene Ontology annotation, biological process: proteolysis. The transcript has 10 exons. Lineage: Eukaryota; Metazoa; Arthropoda; Insecta; Hymenoptera; Braconidae. Gene Ontology annotation, molecular function: metallodipeptidase activity. Bases 3150 to 4379 code for a protein of 409 amino acids. The record is from RefSeq and is a predicted model, not a curated record.
AGAAGACGAGCACCGACGAAUAACUUGGCUACGCUUGCGCAAUACUAUGAGAGGAAAACGCCGACGUAUUCGCCAGUCGGGUCUUCAACUCCGGGCCGCGUAUAUCGUACCCCUGGUGAGUCCUACCUCAGCAUCCAAACUGAUCGCGAUACUAUCAAGUCUACCACCCACUCACUCUUCAUCAUCACUAUUUGUCUCACCCGCACCACACCUAAUCAAAUUACCAUUGUCAAUUCACCAAAGAUUUCCCUCACAACCCGACAAUUCAAAUAAAUCAGCUAAUGUCAAUGCCUAAUUACCAACAUUUAAUUGGCAUACAGAGUGCAGUAGAUAUUGGUAACAGUUAAUUGGGGUCUAUCAUCAGUGGCUGACGGAAUUUACACUGUUACGUAUAUCCCUCGUUACGUGAAAAUGAUUUUAAUCCAUUCGAAUGGAUCAUUCAUGGCAAUGUGAGUCAGCGUAAUUGGACGCCACAAAUACUAUUCAAAUUCCCAUCGAAAUACCGGAAUGAAAAGUGGAUCGUACAUUAAACGCAGUUAGAAAUUGAUUAAGCUGAAUAUAUCGGUGAGUUAUUCACAGUCUCUCAUCGAUAAAUUGUAUCAAUAAGACUCACCACCAACAGCAUCAAGAACAUCGUGUUUAUUCAUCAAAUAAUACGCAUUGAAUUUCCAACUAUCGAAGCACUGACCUAGGACUACCCCAGGGAAAAUUCAGUAUUAAAUACAUUAAUUAUUGCAACCCCUCAGAAUUUCAUCGCUUUGAAAUCCACAAGACGUGUUGCAAAUACGUUAACGUUAAGGCGUGCUGUUGUCCUGUGGUACACGACGAAAAAAAAAUUUCCUUCGUUCUCUGGUUUUUCACGCUGCUUUUGUAUCUGGUGAAAAAUUGAAAAUAAAAACAUUCCUUCGUCAGGUAUGAAUAUCACUGAAUAAUUCAAAUUCUAACGUCGAAAACGUCAGUUGUUCGGUAGUAGCUGAAGACGAAAGCAGGUGAAUACCUUUACGACUGUGCUCUGCAUAUGAAAAUACACCUGAGGGAGUCGUGUAAAACACGAUAAAACUGGCCCGUCAUCGUUUUCCCGUAUUUUCGUAUCAAAUUCCGAGGGAGGGUUUUCCACGAUCAACUUUAGUACACCAUUCCAAAUACGUGGUAUCCAGCUAUUUCUGGACGCUAUGUAAGAUCCCAAGGUUUACGAAUGACAUGUCCCCCUGGGGCUCGUGUCCGAUCAAGAUAAAUUGAACUCAGAGUAGACGAGAGGUGCAACGAUCAAGAAUGAAGGUGCAAUAUUAAGAAGACAUACAAAGGUAUCCCCUACGGUGAGAGAAGAGAGAAAAAAAAAGGAAAAUGAUGGAGUAAAAUUCAUUGCGCAAGUGUCGGAAAUUUACUCGAAAUCCUGAUGAACUUUUCGCUGUAAACAAUCUGAAGUGACAGAGGCAUCAUGAUUUGAAGGGCACAUCUCAUCUCUCGGUAGGACAUGACAUAACCUCCUGGGACGCCUGUCCAAUCAAGAUAAAUUGAACUUUGUGCAGACGAGAGUGAAAAAUCUUGAUGAAUUCCCCAAGAAAUACCCGAAAUCGGAGUUGUCUCACCGUUUGAAGGACUUGCUCGUAUCUAGUGCUUAUUUCGACUUUCGGUGAUACUCGUGUGUCUUCAAAGUUUACGAAUGACAUCAUCUCCAGGGACUCCUGUCCCCCCCCUGUGAUAAAUUGAGCUGUGCUGAGGAGUGGCUCGAAUGAAUAUUGAAGGUCGAAUAUCAACAAGACAUACGGGUGAAUAAAAGUCUAGGCUCGAGUGAAGUUGUGUACGAAUUAUCCGAUAAACUUCAACUACUCGGAACAACUUUACGUCAUAAUUCCCCAAAAUCUUCACGAGAAAUAUUUCAUUUCAUAUCUACUUCUUGUCUCACUGUUCCCUAUCCGCGAAACCGUCUUCAAAGUUCACGGAUGACAUGUCCUCCGGGGACUUUACCGGAUCAAGAUUAUCUGAAUUUCGUGGGAGGGGAAGGUGCAUUGGUCAUUACUGAAUGCUCCUCAUAUCAAAUUCUCGUCUCACUUGUUGGUGUCAUCGUGAAAGUUUUUUUCAAAUUCCCCACACGAGACAACAUCCUGGGACUUUCCAGAUGAAAUGAUCUUCGAAUAAUAAUAUCAGUCAAUAUUUAUCACGAGAAUAUCCAGAAGAAAAAAAACAACUAGUGCUGUGAAUAGUGCAAGUUGUUGAAAAACUCGAUAAACUAACCAGCAAAAGCUCCUUUGAAUUUACCAAGAAGCGACUGAAAAGGCAACGACAUCAUGAUUUGAAGAGCCCUCACCUUCAUCUUCAAUUCUUGUUUCAUCUUUCACUAUCACCCACAACUUGAUAUGCCAGGGGCAAGCUAAUUAAUCACCGUGCACUAACGAGCUACCCAGCUAUCCCCGCGGUCUCACAGACUCUCCCCCCCCCUCCUUACCCCUACCCUUAACGACACCCACGAGAGCUUUAACUUGCAGUGUCUGUGCUUGUGUAUAUGACACACUGACAGACAGAUCUUACAGUGAAAAAAAAAAAAAAUUGAACAACUUAAAGUAGAAACAAAGUCACUUCAGUGAACAUUUGUAUCAACGAGUUAUGAUGGUUUUGGUAUUGGUGAUAUCGGUUACUCGAUAACAAGCUUUUAGCCUUUUUUGACCGGAGCUUACGGCUCACCAGUGUGUAUGUAUACCACGUUUUCAAACGUUGAAUUGAGGACUCUUGAUGGUAUCCGGUGAAAUUGAGUUUGACUACGUUCAAUUCCACCGCACUAUUUGCUGUACAAUUCAGUGACAUUCGAGGAGGUGAAGUACACGUAUGAUACGUUAUUUUUUUUUAUCUUUUCUUAUCAAAUUUCAAUCAUGGUAUUGUACCUACUUAAAUACUCGAAAUAAUAGCGUGUAAGUAAUUAUCAAAAAGUGGAGAAAAUCACUGAAUUACGUUGAAAGUCAGGUAAUUUGGUUUAACAGUGUGUCACAUCAGUGAGCAUUCACCCUCGUCAAAUAUUCAACCAAGAGAGAAUAAUUGAUCACUCGAAAUGGCGUAAGCCAGAUAUUCAAUGGUACAUGUGUAACGAAAGCAUCUGGGUUAUGGCAUGAAGACAUUAUCAGUGAAAGCAACCUGCGGGCCCAGCGAGGUGGAGGAUGAGGAUGGUGAUGGGUGUCAUGGUGCUGGGUCAGCUUUUGAUGAGGAUCCUGUUGGCUGCUCAUGCCGUAGAUCGGCUGGCAGCUGCCCGCAGGAUACUUCGAGACGUCCCUCUCAUAGAUGGGCACAACGAUCUACCCUGGAACAUCCGAAAGUUCCUGAAAAAUCAACUGCGUGACUUCAGGUUUGAGGAUUUAAAGGGCAGCCAGCCGUGGUCACAAUCAGCCUGGAGUCACACUGAUCUCAGAAGACUGAAGGAGGGAAUGGUAGCAGCUCAAUUUUGGUCAGCUUACGUGCCAUGUUCAUCCCAACAUCUUGAUUCUGUUCAAUUGGCACUGGAGCAGAUCGACUUAAUUCGACGACUUGUGAAUAAACAUUCUCAACACAUGGUCGUUGUCACAACUGCUGAAGGGAUCGAAAAAGCUCACAAAGAGCAUAGAUUAGCCAGUCUUAUAGGAGUUGAAGGUGGCCAUGCCGUUGGGACGAGCUUAGCUGUGCUGAGGAUGUUCUACGAGCUUGGCACGAGAUAUUUAACCUUGACACAUACAUGUAAUACCCCUUGGGCAGACUGCAGUACUGCGGACGAGCCUGGUCAAGUGCCUCACGUCGGUGGACUUUCUAGAUUUGGAAAGAGUGUAGUCUGGGAGAUGAACAGACUGGGCAUGAUGGUGGAUCUCUCUCAUGUAUCCGUGCCAACGAUGUUGGAUGCAAUGGCGGUGUCCAGAGCGCCUGUCAUAUUCAGUCACAGCAGUGCACAUGCACUUUGCAAUUCAUCGAGAAAUGUGCCCGAUCAUGCACUUCGAUUGCUGGCACAAUCGGGUGGUAUCGUGAUGGUGUCUUUCUACCCGCAUUUCGUUAGCUGCGGAGAGAGAUCAACUCUGGACGACGUUGUUGCGCAUAUUAACCACGUCCGAAAAGUAGCGGGGACAGACCACGUGGGACUUGGUGCGGGGUAUGAUGGAAUUAAUUUAACACCUGCAGGUCUUGAAGAUGUAAGUAAAUACCCAGAACUGUUUGCGGAACUCUUGGCACAGGGCUGGUCGGAGGAAGACAUUCAGAAACUCGCUGGUCUUAAUCUAAUUAGAGUGUUCAAAUCAGUUGAACAGAUAAGAGAUCGUAUGGCAGCAGAUGGCAUGGAGCCAUUGGAGGAAGACAUCCCUAACGAGGACAUUCUCGGAAGAGACUACUGCCGUUAUAAUCUUAAGCAUCAUCUCGCCAUUACACCCUGAAUGACACACCAAUGUGGUGCAUUAUUGUGAACUCUUCAUUCCAAUAUUUUUUAUAAACGUCAUUAGUAAAUUUUCUCUAUUAAUUACGUUGUGAAUGGUUAUAAUCGAUCGAAUAAUAAUUAAAUAAACUCGAAAAUGGUGCUGUGUGCAAGUGCCGAUGUGAAUUACAUGUGAAAUUGAAAGGACAAAGUGCAUCGCAGUGAUCGAAAUUACGAAUGAAAUGGUAAAAAAGAGAUUAUCAAUCUUUAAAGAAAACAUAUAAAUAUGGACCACUGUAAUGUUCUAUUAUGACCAAAGAAAUUUAUA